Messenger RNA from Mercenaria mercenaria, 4001 nucleotides. Its product is annotated as heat shock 70 kDa protein 12B-like. Lineage: Eukaryota; Metazoa; Mollusca; Bivalvia; Venerida; Veneridae. The transcript has 6 exons. The coding region runs from base 134 to 2029 and encodes 631 amino acids. The record is from RefSeq and is a predicted model, not a curated record. Gene Ontology annotation, molecular function: ATP-dependent protein folding chaperone; ATP binding.
UCUAGUUUUGGUUUGAUACGUAUUUUCUUAGGUAGGAAUUUCCGAAAUUGCAACUUUCUUUUUUAAAUUUACAAAUAUCAGUAUUUUAGGGAAAGAAUCACAACUUUAGGUUAGGAGGAUUUCUAUUAAAAACAUGUCUGCUACAGAAGUCGACUUCGGACCUAGUCCAGAUGGGGACAACUCUGUAGAUACUGUUGACCGUGUAAGUGAUGAUUCGGAUGGGGACAACACUGUAGAUACUGUUGACUGUGACAAUGAAGUGACACCACGGCUAGUCAUUGCCAUAGACUUUGGAACCUAUGCCUGUGGAAUCGCCUUGCAGUGGAGAUCCGACUAUGAGAAUACCAACUGUUUGGAAAGUAUUAAGGUACCAACCAAAUGGUCAUCGACGGGAUUUUGCACCAGGAAGACACCGUCUUGCAUUUUGCUGAAGCCUGACAAAAGUGUAGCAGAAUUUGGUUACAAGGCAGAUUUCCAGUUUAGCAAAAAUGAAUCGAUUCCUGAAAGAAGACGUCCAAAAGACUGGAAAGACUGGUAUUUCUUCAGAUAUUUUAAGAUGCGACUCUACAGCGGAGAGGAACAACUGACAGUUGAUACGCCAAUGGAAGCUGCAAACGACAAACAUUUGCCAAUGGUAGAAGUUCUGUCUAAAACAAUUGGCUUUCUAAAAGACGAAGCUAUCAACAUGCUGAAAGAGGACGGUGUCGUGUACCCGGAAGAGGAAACUAAAUGGGUCAUAACUGUUCCCGCCAUUUGGAAUGAUCCCGCGAAACAUGUGAUGCACGAGGCAGCAGAAAUGGCUGGUAUCAUGGGAAAAAACUUAUCUAUUGCACUAGAACCAGAAUGUGCCGCGAUUUAUUGUACAACGCUUCCACUUGAUAAAAUGGAUGUCGCAAGUAAUACCAAAAAGACGACAAACAUUGCUGCUCCUGGUCAAACACUAAUGGUCGUGGAUAUGGGAGGCGGAACAGUUGAUAUAACUACGGUAAAAAUCAACGAAGACAAGACUAUGAAGCAAGUUUACAAAUCAUGCGGAGGACCUUGGGGUGGAACGAGGGUCAAUGAAAAAUUCGAAAUGUUCCUUAGAGACCUGAUUGGGCAAGAGACAAUAAGGACUUUUGUAGAGAAGCAUGCAAUCGACUAUUACGACCUACGAAUGGACUUCGAAAGUAGAAAGAGAGAGAUGAAAAGUUCGGAUGACCAAAUACCAAUUAAACUGCCAGAUUCACUCCGGCAAUUAUGGGAACGUGCAGAAGACAAAGAAAUUGAUGAUAUACUUGAAGGCAAAGAAAACUUCGGUAAUAUUGAAUUCAUGUCAGGUCGGCUUUUCUUGGAUGCAUCGAUAAUUCAGAAGUUUUUUCAAGAGACAAUCGAUGGUCUUCAAAAAUUCUUGAAAGAAGACGUAUUUUCUGAAAAUCCUAACGUUACAGUUGACUCUCUCAUUUUGGUUGGAGGCUUUGCGGAAUCAAGUUACGUGGUUCAUUGCUUAAGAGAGAGUCUAAAAGCACGUAAUAUUCCUGUUGUAAGGCCACAAUUACCUGAGCUUGCGGUAUUGAAUGGCGCUGUGCUUUUCGGUCAAAAUGAAAAAAUUGUCGUUUCUAGAGUUAUGCGUCAUACCUAUGGAGUUGCAAUGACAAUGGACUUUGUUCCAGAAAAACACAGAGAAGAUGAGAGAUAUCAGCUCGGACGACAGCUGAUGGCAAAUAAUGUUUUCAGAAAACAUGUUACUGUAGGGCAAACUGUCAAAAUUAGCGAAUGGGUCUCAUGCAAGGAAUAUUACCCUGAAAGUGAAAAAGAAACAAAAACUACGGUAUACAUUUUCACCUCUGACUCGGAAGAUCCAGUUCAUACAACAGACAAAGGAUGCACAUAUAUUGGCCAAGUUGAUGUAGAAUUUGGACGGGGAAGCGUGCCAAUGAAAAAGAAGGCUGUUACGGUGGAAUUUAAGUUCGGAGGCACCGAACUGAAAGUUAGAGCCCUUACAACAACUGGUAACAGAACACAUGUCAGAUAUCUGAAAGUCCAAUAGACAUUUCACCAGAAGCAGUCCAUGCAAUUUGUUCUGCUGCAUUGGUGGAUAUUUUAGUGUUAAACAUAUUACGUUACAUAAAGGGUACGUGCCCCGAUUUACGUUGAAGAUGCAAAUAAAUUUCCAUUAUUUAGCAAUUGCAGUAAAUAUUUACAAUGAUCUUGUGAUCGACAUCUGGUCGCAAAUUCCAUAAAAAAUUAAAAACAGUUAAAUUGAUCAAUUUUGAGACCCAAGGUUGUGUUAUCAAUACAAUGUUUUAAUACUUAUAUAAGUACUUCAUUUUAGUUGUACGAGACUGUAUUUGUAUAGAAAGGAAGUGAUUGAUAAAAUUUAAUAGUUCAUACAUUCUGAGCACUAGCUAUUUAAUGGAUAUUAUUGAAAUAUGACGAUGGAUUAUAUUUGGUGAUUUGAUAGUUUUAUUGUCAAAAUUGAUUUGACUGAAGGUAUUAGAUCACUAAUAGAGAACCUCCUUUUUGAAGAGCAUUCAAUUCCUACCAUAAACCUACUUUUACUGCAAUUCUUAGGGGGGCGUAGGUUCAAGCCCUACUGGAACCAACACUUUUUUUAUUCUUAUUUUCCUUUCUUUCUAGUAAGUUUUUACUUCUUUCAAGACCUUAUUUUGAUUUUUUGUACAAAAAUGAAAAUAGGUGAAUCUUAUAAGAGAUUUUUUGGUGUUCAAACAGUACUUAAACAGAAGGGUAGAGUUACGCAUCUUUAAAAAUAUUAAGUUACACGCGGUGAAAGUUCUCUAUUUUGCUUUCAUUCUUAGAUUAUAUAUUGUGGAAGAAAUUUAGGUAGGUUUAACGUCUGCCCUAAGGUCAUUUUUAAAUGGAGUAAGCAAAAUUCAAAACAGAAACACAGCAUUCGACCUUAUUUUUUCAAUGUUGAAAUAUGAAUUCUGUCUCAUUAAAUCCAUUUACUUGAGACACCAUAGAAAAAAUGAUAUUGACAUUUUUAUUUUGUGUUUUAUAAUUGUUUACCAAUAGUUUGAUGUUUCUUUUAUUAAAAUUAAUGGUAAAAUGAGUUCUCUACAAACGUUUUGGAUAGUGGCUAUCACUUUGAGAUUUGUCUCUACUUGAGCUUGAGGAGAUACCAUAAGUUAAAAAAAAUAUAUAUAAAACGGCACGGUAAAAGUAGUUCAAAAAUGCAAAAUAGUGCAAAACACGGUUACCUUUCAGAAUAUACCAAGCAAAGGCCAAUUUUGUAAACAUUACUAUUAGUGAUAUAAUACCUGAAAUACAUUGCAAUGUUACAUGUAAACCAAAAACGGUUUGAAAUAUUGAAAGGUACUCAAGCUUUGUUUUACUUUUCAUUUGAUCUUAAAAUUCAUCACGAAACUAUUACAAAGUAGUGUUGAUGUCAUCGCAAUUUAUCAACUAGACUGUGAACAUGGAGAAGAUAUUUACUAGUGCUGACAGAUGCAUUUGUUUUCUACUCAUGAAAACAAGAGUUUACUUUAUAACAAGCUACGUUUCUCGUUUAGAUAUUACAGCAAGUAUUCACUCGUUGAAAAAUGUUGUAAAAUGUUAAAACAUUUUGCCACCUGAAACGAACAGAUAUCUGCUGUAUGUCAUCAGGUUUCUAAUUUUCCUUUAAAUUUCCUUAAUCAUUCAACUUUUCCGACAAAAAAGUAAGUUCAAAGUAGCCAAUGUUAGAAGAUCUAGGCGCUCCAACAAUAACAACAUUUAAUACAACUACGAUACAUCCGACACAAGACUAGCUUUUAAUUUUACACAUACCUUAUUUAAUAAGAGGGUAAUUGAUGUGUGAUAAUUAUAUCUCUGCUUCUUGCAUUGAAAUGAUUUAUAUAUAAUUAUUAUAUAUGUAGUUAGAUUAGUUCUGAUAACUUUAUUUAAUAAAUUUCAUUGGUAAAAUUGUAAUAAAUCACUUUUAAAGUGGUUCCUAUUGUUUAUAAAUCAUUGUUGUACUGUUAACUGUUAUUUUCACUCUAUUAAAAUUUUAAUUACUGAAA